GAGAAGCCGGAAACAGCAGGCCGGGGCAGCCAGGGUUUACAGUGAAGAGGAAGGCCGGGGAGAUGAGUGCGUGCGUACGUGCGUGUGUUGGUGAGCGUGUGUGUGCACAAUGAAUUUUUAGGGCCAGCCCAGAACCCGCUGGACAGAGCUACAGACCCAUGGGGCCUGGCAGUGCCCGCUGAGCGAGGGAGAAGAUAGCAGCGGGGCUGCCGAGGCACCCAGCACACCCCAGAUCAUGUCUCUGUGGGGUCUGAUUUCCAAGAUGCCCCCAGAAAAACUGCAACGGCUCUAUGUUGAGUUUCCCCAACACCUUCGGCAUCUCCUGGCUGACUGGCUGGAGAGCCAGCCCUGGGAGUUCCUGGUUGGUGCAGAUGCCUUCUGCUACAACAUGGCUAGUGCCCUGCUUUCGGCCAUGGUCCAGCGUCUUCAGGCCUCUGCAGGAGAUCAGGGAAAAGGGAACCCCAUCCUGCAACACAUCAGCACCUUGGAGAGCAUGUAUCAGAGGGACCCCCUGAAGCUGGUGGCCACCAUCAGACAGAUACUUCAAGGGGAGAAAAAAGCUGUUAUAGAAGAGUUCCGCCACCUGCCAGGGCCCUUCCAUAGGAAGCAGGAAGAACUCAAGUUUACUACAGCCCUUGGAAGGCUCCAGCACCGAGUAAGGGAGACUCGUCUUCUCCGAGAAUCUUUACAGCAAAGGACCAAGGCUGGACAAGUGUCUCUGCACAGCUUGGUAGAAACUCCUGCCAAUGGCCCUGGUCCAAAUGAGGACCUGGCUACCCUGCUGCAGGGAACUGUAGGGGACCUGGAGGCCACCCAGGCCCUGGUGCUGAAAAGGAUUCAGAUUUGGAAGCGGCAGCAGCAGCUGGCAGGGAAUGGGACACCCUUUGAGGAGAGCCUGUCAGGGCUGCAGGAGCGGUGUGAAAGCCUGGUGGAAAUUUAUUCCCAGCUGCAGCAGGAGGUUGGGGCAGCCAGUGGGGAGCUUGACCCCAAGACCCGGGCAUCGCUGAUAAGCCGUCUGGACGAUGUGCUGCAAGCCCUCGUGACCAGCUCUUUCCUGGUGGAGAAGCAGCCUCCCCAGGUUCUGAAAACACAGACAAAGUUCCAGGCUGGAGUCCGAUUCCUGCUGGGUCUGCAGCUCCUGGGGACCUCAGCCAAGCCUCCCCUGGUCAGGGCUGACAUGGUGACAGAGAAACAGGCCAGAGAAUUAAGCCUGCCCCAAGGGCCUGGGGCUGGAGUGGAGAGCACAGGGGAGAUCAUGAACAACACGGUGCCUCUGGAGAACAGUAUCCCCGGAAACUGCUGCUCUGCCCUGUUCAAGAACCUGCUCCUGAAGAAAAUCAAGCGCUGUGAGCGGAAGGGCACAGAGUCUGUCACCGAAGAGAAGUGUGCUGUGCUCUUCUCUACCAGCUUCACACUGGGCCCCAGCAAACUCCUCAUCCAGCUGCAGGCCCUGUCUCUGCCCUUAGUGGUCAUCGUCCAUGGCAACCAGGACAAUAAUGCCAAAGCCACCAUUCUGUGGGACAAUGCUUUCUCUGAGAUGGACCGUGUGCCCUUUGUGGUAGCUGAGCGAGUGCCCUGGGAAAAAAUGUGUGAAACUCUGAAUCUCAAGUUCAUGGCUGAGGUGGGGACCAGCCGGGGACUGCUACCAGAACAUUUCCUCUUCCUGGCCCAGAAGAUUUUCAAUGACAACAGCCUUAGCAUGGAGGCCUUCCAGCACCGCUGUGUGUCCUGGUCACAGUUCAACAAGGAGAUCCUGUUGGGCCGCGGCUUCACUUUUUGGCAGUGGUUUGAUGGUGUCUUGGACCUCACUAAACGGUGUCUCCGGAGCUACUGGUCAGAUCGGCUGAUCAUUGGCUUUAUUAGCAAGCAAUAUGUCACUAGCCUCCUCCUCAAUGAGCCAGAUGGAACCUUCCUCCUCCGCUUUAGCGACUCUGAAAUUGGGGGCAUCACCAUUGCCCAUGUCAUCCGGGGUCAGGAUGGCUCCCCACAGAUAGAGAACAUCCAGCCAUUUUCUGCCAAAGACCUAUCCAUUCGCUCGCUGGGGGACCGGAUCCGGGAUCUUGCUCAGCUGAAAAACCUCUACCCCAAGAAACCUAAGGAUGAGGCUUUCCGGAGCCACUAUAAGCCUGAACAGAUGGGGAAGGACGGAAGGGGUUAUGUCUCAACUACUAUCAAGAUGACUGUAGAAAGGGACCAGCCUCUUCCUACUCCAGAGCCCCAGAUGCCUGUCAUGGUGCCCCCUUAUGAUAUUGGAAUGGCCACUGAUACCUCCAUGCAGCUCAGCUCAGAUAUGGUGUAUCCUUCACAGUCUCAUUCCAUCCACCCAUUUCAAAGCCUUCCCUUAGAAGAGCCAAUCAGUGUGCUGCCAGCCUUUCAGGAGCCUCACCUGCAAAUGCCCCCCAACAUGAGCCAGAUAAACCUGCCCUUUGACCAGCGUCACCCCCAGGGCCUGAUGCAGUGCCAGUCCCAGGAGCACUCUGUGUCUAGCUCAGACCCCUUGCUCUGCUCAGAUGUGACCAUGGCGGAAGACAGCUGCCUAACUCAACCUGUGGGAGCGUUCCCCCAGAGUACCUGGGUUGGUGAAGACAUGUUCCCUCCUCUGCUGCCUCCCACUGAGCAGGACCUCACCAAGCUUCUCCUGGAGGGCCAAGCAGAAGCAGGAGGAGCGUCCUUGGGAGCCCAGCCCCUCCUGCAACCAUCUCCUUACGGGCAAUCUGGGAUGUCAAUGUCCCAUCUGGACCUAAGGACCAACCCUAGCUGGUGAUGCCAGCUGGAGAAGUAUAGAGCCAGAGGAUCUUCUGCCUCUACGGACCUGCUCUGGACCUGCUCAUGCAGGCGCCUCUCCUCUCCCUGGUCAGGAGGAAAAGAAAUGGCUGGACGAAU
Psammomys obesus (fat sand rat) is the source of this 2883-nucleotide messenger RNA. It is a transcript of the gene Stat6, whose product is annotated as signal transducer and activator of transcription 6. Lineage: Eukaryota; Metazoa; Chordata; Mammalia; Rodentia; Muridae. The record is from RefSeq and is a predicted model, not a curated record. Gene Ontology annotation, molecular function: RNA polymerase II cis-regulatory region sequence-specific DNA binding; DNA-binding transcription factor activity, RNA polymerase II-specific. Gene Ontology annotation, biological process: response to peptide hormone; defense response; growth hormone receptor signaling pathway via JAK-STAT. Bases 236 to 2764 code for a protein of 842 amino acids. The transcript is spliced from 22 exons.